GUGCAUCUAUGUUUCUGCAUGCCUGACAGAAUAAAUCCAGCUUCUCCACCAUUCCUCUCUCUCUUUCUCUCUGCCUCCAUCACUCUCUUUCUCUCUCUCACACACACACACACACACACACAUACAGGUGCUGCUCUUUUGCAACCCUCACUCUCACACACAAACAUUUAAAACACACAAACUCAACACAGGAUCUUAGUUGGUCCACUUUUCUGGUGCUGAGGAACUUGACAUUUUGCCAUCAUGGAGGAUUAUCACAAACCUGACCAGCAGACAGUGCAGGCACUGAGGAACAUCGCCAACCGCCUCCGGAUCAACUCCAUCAAGGCAACAACUGCAGCGGGCAGCGGACAUCCCACAUCAUGCUGCAGUGUGGCAGAAAUCAUGUCGGUGCUUUUCUUCCACACCAUGAAGUACCGCUAUGAUGACCCAAGGAACUUUAACAAUGACCGCUUCGUCCUGUCCAAGGGUCAUGCUGCUCCAGCCCUGUACUCCAUGUGGGUUGAAGCAGGCUUCCUGAAGGAGAGUGAACUGCUCAGUUUGUGCCAUGUUGACUCUACCCUGGAGGGCCACCAAACCCCUAAGCAGCAAUUUGUGGAUCUGGCCACUGGCUCCUUGGGACAGGGUCUUGGUGUGGCCUGUGGAAUGGCUUACACUGGGAAGUACUUUGACAAGUCCAGUUAUCGUGUGUACUGCCUGAUGGGGGAUGGUGAGAUGUCAGAGGGUGCUGUCUGGGAGGCCAUGUCGUUCGCCUCCUACUACCAACUUGACAACCUGGUGGCCAUCAUGGACAUCAACCGCUUGGGCCAAAGUGACUCUUCACCCCUGCAGCAUCACGUUGAGAAAUAUCAGAAACGCUGUGAAGCUUUCGGCUGGCAUGCCAUCAUUGUGGAUGGACACAGUGUGGAGGAGCUUUGCAAGGCUCUGAGCCAGCCACGCCAUCAACCCACUGCCAUCAUUGCCAAAACCAUCAAGGGCAAAGGCAUCCCAGCCGCAGAGGAUAAGUUAGGGUGGCAUGCCAAACCUCUGCCCAAAGACAUGGCCGAGAUGGUUAUGAAGGAUCUGCAAAGCCGCAUCAUGAACAGCAGCAAGCACCUGUAUCCUCCUGCUCCCACGGAGGACUCCCCACCUGUCAGCCUGAGGAAUAUCAGGAUGCCGAGCGCACCCAACUACAAGGCUGGAGAAAAGAUUGCCACAAGGAAGGCAUAUGGGAUAGCGUUGGCCAAGUUAGGCCGCUACAAUGAACGUGUUGUGGCCCUGGAUGGAGACACCAACAACCUCACCUACUCAGAGAUCUUCAAGAAUGAGCAUCCAAACCGCUUUGUGGAGUGCUACAUCGCUCAGCAGAACAUGGUCAGUGUUGCCAUGGGAUGUGCUGCACGUGAGAGGAAUGUUGUGUUUGCCAGCACUCUUGCUUCCUUUUUCACCCGUGCCUAUGACCAGCUCCGCAUGGCAGCCAUCUCAGAAAGCAACAUCAACCUGUGUGGCUCCCACUGUGGCCUGUCCACCGGAGAGGAAGGCCCCUCUGUCAUGGGGCUAGAGGACAUGGCUAUGUUCAGGGCUCUUCCCACAGCGACCAUUUUCUAUCCCUGUGACGGUGUGUCUACAGAGAAGGCUGUGGAGCUGGCUGCAAGCACAAAGGGUGUUUGCUACAUCCGAACCAGCCGCCAAGACAAUCCCAUGAUCUAUAACAGCAAUGAGGACUUCCAUGUUGGACAGGCUAAGGUGGUGUACCAGAGCAAAGACGACCAGGUGACUGUGGUGGCAGCUGGAGUGGCUUUGCACGAGGCCCUGACUGCAGCUGAACAUUUAAAGAAAGAGAGGAUCUCCGUCAGGGUCAUCGACCCCUUCACAAUCAAACCACUGGAUGUUAAAACCAUCAUCGACCACACGCGUGCCACCAGGGGACGAAUCCUGACCGUAGAAGACCACUACUACGAAGGUGGCCUUGGGGAGGCAGUGUCCUCAGCUAUGGUCAAUGAGUCUGGCUUCAGUCUGCAUCGUCUUGCUGUGUCCCACGUUCCUCGCAGUGGCAAACCUCACGAGCUGCUCAAGAUCUAUGGCAUCGACCGUGACGCCAUCACCCUGGCCAUCCGCAAGAUGCUCAGCAGCUCUACCAAUGCCAAAUAACUUUCUACCUGCCCCACCCACCCUAUCUGCUCACACCCCCUACAGAUGAAAACUAACAAGUCAAGUAUGUUUUUGAUUCACAUGACACCCAUCUCUUUAAAUUCCUUCACCGUAAAUGCCCCUAAGUGUAAACUGAAGUAGUGUGAUUUUGUGCUGUACACUUUGAAGUAGAGUUUCACAUUUUCCUUUCUUUCAUGCAUCCAUCACAUUUCAUACAAGGACAGAGAUACAUAGAUUAAAACACACAUAUCCUCAUGUCUAAACUCACAGCUCAGUCAUCAGAUAAUUGUGGCCAUAACUGACUUUGUUGUUGUUGGAUGCUCACCAUACAAAACAAUGCAUUAUUACAUGUUCCGCAUGAGUACUAUGUGACGCUCUCAUGUGUUUUUUUAAAAAAAAGUUUUUGAUUAACAUCAUUCAACUAGAAAUGUUUGAUAUGUUUGAUUGGCUCAAUAAACUGGGUGGGGCAUUGUUUUCGAAUAAGUGUUUAUCAUGACAACAGUGUCAGAAAGAUGUUGUUUGUAGAAGGUAGUAGAGAGAAAAAAAAAUCAAACAAAUGUAUGAAGGUCAUAACAAGCAGUCACUCAAAACCACCAAAUCAUUGUCAUCAUCUUCAGACAUUUUUGUGGUUUCAAAAGUUGUAUAAUUUCUCUUCAGCACUGUGAUUUUGGUUAUUGAUUUAAAAAAUUCACCAUCAACCUACACACCUCAACGUUCAUUUGUGCUAGCUGCACAACUGGACCGUACCAGCAGUGAUAAUGAGCAGUAAUCAAUAAGUGAUCAGUAGCAUCACCUUCAUUUUUCUAUAGGGUGGAGGGGCAGAAGGCCCUUCAGAUGCUGGAGAUCAGAGAAUAUUGUUGACUGUAACUAGAGUUACAACUGACUUGUGUACCCAAGAACAAACACUUUCUUUGUUACUUGAAAUUUUGUAUGUACCUUACUUUCAUGUAAUAAAGCCCUCUGCAUUUGA
Larimichthys crocea (large yellow croaker) is the source of this 3100-nucleotide messenger RNA. Its product is annotated as transketolase. The coding region runs from base 244 to 2130 and encodes 628 amino acids. The record is from RefSeq and is a predicted model, not a curated record. NCBI's taxonomy places the organism in Eukaryota, Metazoa, Chordata, Actinopteri, Sciaenidae. Gene Ontology annotation, biological process: pentose-phosphate shunt, non-oxidative branch. Gene Ontology annotation, cellular component: endoplasmic reticulum membrane; extracellular exosome. Gene Ontology annotation, molecular function: transketolase activity; thiamine pyrophosphate binding. The transcript has 14 exons.